Molecule: messenger RNA, 1357 nt
Organism: Paramuricea clavata
Lineage: Eukaryota; Metazoa; Cnidaria; Anthozoa; Malacalcyonacea; Plexauridae
Source: the annotation of a GenBank genome assembly
AUGUGUGAAAAUACAGAAUUUAAUGAAGACAUUGGAUUAAGCGACAACGUAAACUUAACGGGAUACUCAGAUGCUGAUGAUGAUGAUAAUUGUGGUGAUGAUGUCGAUCAAACGAAUGCGGCGAAUGAUGAUAAUUUGAAUAACACUGAUCCCAAGUGUGUAGACGUUGACGAAAAUAUUCAACCGUUUGAUGAGUGUGAUAAUUCGGAUUUAAAUAUUGAUGGCAAGGAUGAAUUUCAGGAUUGUGAAUUUGAGGAAGAGGGUUUAGAUGAAGAAGUAAUUCAGGGUUUUUUAAAACACUUAAUUCAACUACAAGACCGAGUUGUGAAGAAAAGGAAAGAAAAUCAGCUUAUCCCCAGCGUCACACAUUUUAUGAAAUUAGAUUUCGAUCAAAAAAGCCAACAAAUUUCACCGACUAUUAUAAGACAUUGUCUACACAUAUGUGAUUUAAUUGUGCGUAACAAACUUGAUAUUAAAAUAGAUCGUGGCGAUCGCGGUGUUUUAGAAUAUAUUACCAGUAAAGAUUGUCCGAAGAAAGAUAUAAAAUUUACGUUUGUAGAAAAUAUGCGCAUUCACGGUUAUAUUCGGAAAGCCAUUACACAACUCGAGUCGAUCAAGAAAAAUCAUUUGCAAAAAAAUGGGCGACGAAGUCAAGCGGUUAGCGUUGAUAGACGCGAAUAAAUUCAACAACUUAAUGGACAGGCUUGCUAAAAAUAACGCGAGAGACGAAUUGUUGAACAACGCCAAACGUAGCGCCAAGGAGGCCGGUCUUAUUGAAAGUCGUCAGGAAGUUAAAAAAUCUGUUAAGAAUAACUCCCCCACUGCGGGCAAUGACAUCAUUAAUUUUUUAAGAAAAACCGAAAAUUAUCGAACAUCUGUGGGUCUUAAUCAAAUCGAGGAGGGUGAAGAUGUGGCGGAGGGUAGCAAACCCGCACCGGUGACAGCGGGUGCUUCGGGUGCGGGUCAUAAACUGGGAACCGUGGCGUCUUCAGCGGAAAAAAUUGAAGCACAUUUUCGAAAAAAUGGUGUACCUCAGGGUAUCAAAUUUGCAGACGGUGGUCAUCUAAGUAUAUCCUAUCAAGAUAUGCUGGAGGAUUUAACACGAAACUACACCCAAACACAACCUAAUUUAAACGAACAGAACCGACAUAAGGUCUUAUUAUUAUUAAGAAAGACGAAUAUGCCAAUUUCCUAUAUUCGAAAUAAAAGAAUUAAAGAAGAGUACAAAACUAUUUUGAAUCAAAGCAAUUUCGGUACCGUACAAACCGCACGUAAACUCCCGACAGGAAACCAAAAAACGGGUAAACGUCCUGCUAUGCUCGGUAAGAGAAGAAAAAGGGGUUAUCUUUCAGAUUAA